Stereum hirsutum FP-91666 SS1 is the source of this 1179-nucleotide messenger RNA. RefSeq names its product Aldo/keto reductase. Bases 1 to 1179 code for a protein of 392 amino acids. Gene Ontology annotation, molecular function: D-arabinose 1-dehydrogenase [NAD(P)+] activity. Gene Ontology annotation, biological process: dehydro-D-arabinono-1,4-lactone biosynthetic process. The record is from RefSeq and is a predicted model, not a curated record. The transcript is spliced from 5 exons. Gene Ontology annotation, cellular component: cytosol. NCBI's taxonomy places the organism in Eukaryota, Fungi, Basidiomycota, Agaricomycetes, Russulales, Stereaceae.
AUGGUUGUUGCUCUCGGUUCACCUCAACCCGUGUUCACUGUUCCGCCGCUCGACACAAUCCCAGAUGGUUCAGACGACAAACCUCAACCCGGCCGUAAUCUGGAGGUAGUUGGCCCUUUGAAAGUCUCGUCUUUGGUCUUUGGUGCGGCUGCAUGGUCCCACUUUUAUAAUAAUGACGCCUAUUUGGCGAGUGAUGUCCCCCUGCGUACCAUCCGUCUCGCUCUUCGAUAUGGCAUCCGGACCUUCGACACCUCGCCCUAUUAUGGAGCGUCAGAAAUCGUAUUAGGCACUGCGCUCAAAGCGUUGGAACUCGAGUUUCCUCGGUCUUCAUAUCAACUGAUGACAAAAUGUGGCCGAUACGGAUCCUCCGACUUCGAUUAUUCGCCGUCCACGAUUCGGAAGAGUGUCGAACGUAGUCUAUCUCGUUUGCAUACGACGUACCUCGACACGGUUUAUCUGCACGAUGUGGAGUUCGUCGCGACGUCGGUCAUGCCUCGUAAGGAGGGAAAUCACAUAGGGGCGUUGAGCGACGAGAGUGAGGUGUAUGGGUUGAAAGAGGGGCAGGAGGGUACGAUAUGCGGGGAAGGGGAUCAGAAGAUUCUGGAUGGGAUUGCGGAGUUGAGGAAAAUGAAGGAAGAGGGGCUGAUCAAGAACAUCGGGAUCACAGGCUUUCCCCUACCAGCACUCCUCCGCCUUGCCAUCCUCGUAGCCAACACAGCACCCUACCGUCCCCUCGACGUCAUCCUAUCCUACUGCCACCUCACUCUCCAGAACAGCACCCUAUUGGCCUUCCUCCCAUCAUUCCUCCAACGCGCCCGCGUCUCCCAAGUCCUGACCGCUUCUCCUCUGUCUAUGGGACUCCUCACACCUACGAUACCUGCUUGGCAUCCCGCGCCACCAAAAGUGAAAGAAGCAGCUAUAGUCGUAGUUUCGAAGUGUCAAGAGUUGGUAGAUUCAGGAAAGGGAGGAUUGCCGAACGUUGCUAUUGGUUGGGCUGUGGAGAAGGCGGAGGAGGAGAAGAUAGCGACGGUUGUGGGUUUGAGUAAUCUGAGAGAGGUGCAUCAGGCGGUUGGUGCAUGGAGGGAGGUCAAGGAGGGUGGGAAACAGUAUGAGCGGUUUGCGGCUCAGGCUAUUCAGGCGUUCGAGGAGGCUGGAGUAAAGGAUUGGUCAUGGUCAUGA